Molecule: messenger RNA, 8521 nt
Organism: Limanda limanda (common dab)
Lineage: Eukaryota; Metazoa; Chordata; Actinopteri; Pleuronectiformes; Pleuronectidae
Gene: rapgef2b
Product: Rap guanine nucleotide exchange factor 2b
Exons: 29
Coding region: 683-5608 (1641 amino acids)
Biological process (GO): positive regulation of ERK1 and ERK2 cascade; small GTPase-mediated signal transduction
Molecular function (GO): protein binding; guanyl-nucleotide exchange factor activity
Source: RefSeq, a predicted model, not a curated record
UUCACUUCCAGACCCACCGAGGAGGGGGGGGCAGAAAAAUGCUUGGAUCAUGCCCGCGUCUCAGUGACUGUUUCCCCGGGUUCUGCCUCUCGACAUGGACCGCUAGCUCCUCGGUUGUAGCCGUUAGCCGCUAGCUGGGUUUAUUGUUUAUUAAUGUUUCGUUCCGACCCGUUGUUUCUCUCUCUCUCGUUCCGUCGCCCGGCAGGAACCUGCUGAAGACCCGGGGGACAAGCUCCGGAGACCCGCGUCCUCCAGCGAAGGAAGGGGACAUUCUCCGCGGUGAGAGAUUAGUUUUUUUAAAUAAGAAAGGGGGGGACAAAGUAGUUUUUUACGGGGACUUGUGUCGCUGGCUGCCGGUUCCGGCUCCAGGCAGCGGAAAGAGCAGCAGCAGACACCCCCCCCUUCCCUUCCCUUCCCCACUCUUCCCAGUGGAGACUGGUCGGCUCGGCUGUCUGGCUCCAGUCGUGGCCUGGCUCCAGUCGGGGGGGCACUCCCAGCUCAUCCGCUAGCUCACCCGGACAGUUAGCAGAGGGAGGACAGUUAGCAUCUGCUCCAGGUUAUAUCCGCAUCCCUCCUGGAUCCCCAGCACCACCACCACCGCCGCCGCCGUGCUCCCCUCCUCCUCCUCCCCGGGAUAGAGGCGUCGUGUCCGGGAUCCUGCACACGACGUCUUUCCAAAACAAUGGCGUCUUAUGUGGAUAACAGCUUUCGCCAGGCGGUGAUGAUGAACCCGGCGGAGCGGACGCAACAGGACCUGGAGAUCGUCUACUCGUACCUCCACGGGAUGGAGGCCCUGUCCAACCUGCGGGAGCACCAGCUGAGGAUAAUGUGUGAGACGGUUCGUUAUGAGAGACACGAGGCCAACGAGGUUCUAUACUACCCUGACGACAUUGGAGGCUGCUGGUACAUCCUGUUGUCCGGCUCCGUCUUCAUUAAGGAGUCCAUGUUCCUGCCCAGAAGCAGUUUUGGAAAGCGAUCAGCGGGCAGUCUGCGACGCGGAUGUGAGUGCAUCGUCCUGGAACCCUCAGAGAUGAUUGUGGUGGACUAUAUGGAUGAAAAUGAGGAGUACUUCCAGCGGCAGGCAUCGCACAGACAAUCCCGUCGGCGCUUCCGGAAGAUCAACCAGAAGGGGGAGAGGCAGACCAUCAUUGACACAGUGGAUCCGUACCCCACCGGGAAGCCGCCCAUAGCCCGGGGAUACCACACGCUCCCCGCAGACUUCAGCCGACUUCACCUGGCCGACGGCUUGCACCCACAGGUGACCCACGUCUCCUCCAGCCACUCAGGAUGUAGUAUCACCAGCGACUCUGGAAGCAGCAGCCUGUCAGACAUUUACCAGGCCACAGAGAACGAACCCGGUGACAUGGACCUGAGUGGCCUGCCGGAGACCGCCGUGGACUCCGAGGAGGACGACGAUGAGGAGGACAUCGAGCGAGCGUCGGACCCCCUCAUGAGCCGGGACAUUGUGCGCGACUGCCUGGAGAAGGACCCGAUGGACAGAACCGAUGAUGACAUUGAGCAAUUACUGGAGUUCAUGCAUCAACUGCCAGCGUUUGCAAACAUGACCAUGUCAGUGAGGAGGGAACUGUGCGCCGUCAUGGUCUUCGCUGUAGUGGAACGCGCCGGCACCAUCGUUCUCAACGAUGGAGAGGAGUUGGAUUCCUGGUCGGUGAUUCUCAACGGUUCGGUGGAAGUGACGUAUCCCGACAGCCGGACGGAGAUCCUGUGUAUGGGCAACAGCUUUGGGGUGUCACCGACCAUGGAGAAGGAAUACAUGAAGGGUGUGAUGAAGACCAAGGUGGACGACUGCCAGUUUGUGUGCAUAGCCCAGCAGGACUACUGCUGCAUCCUCAACCAGGUGGAGAAGAACAUGCAGAAGGUGGAGGAGGAAGGGGAGAUCGUCAUGGUGAAGGAACACCGCGAGCUGGAUCGCACCGGCACCAGGAAAGGACACAUCGUAAUCAAGGGCACGCCGGAGCGUCUCACCAUGCACCUGGUGGAGGAGCACUCGGUGGUGGACCCCACGUACAUCGAGGACUUCCUGUUGACCUACAGGACCUUCCUCUCCAGCCCCAUGGUCGUGGGCAAGAAGCUCCUGGAGUGGUUCCAUGACCCCAGUCUCAGGGACAAGGUUACACGGGUAGUCUUGCUGUGGGUAAACAAUCAUUUCAAUGACUUUGAGGGUGACGCUGCCAUGACUCACUUUCUGGAGGAGUUUGAAAGCAAUCUGGAGAAAGAAAAAAUGUGUGGGCACCUCAGACUGUUAAAUAUAGCAUGUGCUGCUAAAGCCAAGCCGCGGCUGGUGACGCUGACCAAGCCGUCCAGAGACUCUCCUCUGGCGUUCACCCUGCUCGGAGGUCAGGAGAAAGGUUUUCGCGUCUUCAUCGAUGCCGUGGAGUCCGGGAGCAAAGCAGCAGAAGUCGGCCUUAAGCGUGGAGAUCAGAUCUUAGAGGUCAAUGGGCAGAACUUUGAGAACGUCCAGCUCAACAAAGCCAACGAGAUCCUGAAGAACAACACGCACUUGUCCAUAACUGUGAAAACAAACCUCUUAGUGUUCAAAGAUCUCCUAACGAGGCCUGAACACGACCACGACCUGGACGGCGAGGAGGAGCACGACAGGAAGAACGGGGCGCCACACCUCCCGAAGAUCGGAGACAUCAAGAAGGCCAGCCGCUACUCCAUCCCCGACCUGGCGGUGGACGUGGAGCAGGUGAUGGGCCUGGAGAAGGUCAGCAAGAAGGCCAAGACCAACUCGGUGGGAGGACGCAACAAGCUGAAGAAGAUCUUUGACAAGACGCUCACCAGCAUCCUGCCUCCCAAACCAUACAAUGACGUUUGCGUGGGCCAAUCGCAGGACGACAGCAUCGUGGGGAUGAAACAGUCCAAACAGAUCGCUCCGGCUCUGCCCGUCAGUGGGAACCUGUCGUCGUCGAACCCCGACCUGCUGCAGUCGCACCACCGCAUCCUCGACUUCAACAACCAGCCAGUUCCAGUUGUACUAAAUUUGUCAGACCAGGUAUUACGAGUCUUCAAGGCCGACCAGCAGUCUCGGUACAUCAUGAUCGGGAAGGACACGACGGCGAAGGAGGUGGUGGCCCAGGCCAUCCGGGAGUUCGCCCUGACGGCAGCAGCGGAGGCGUAUUCGCUGUGCGAGGUGUCCGUCACGCCGGAGGGCGUCAUCAAGCAGAGGCGAUUACCAGACCAGCUUUCUAAACUGGCCGACAGGAUUCAGCUCAGCGGCAGAUAUUACCUGAAGAGCAACAUGGAGACGGAGACGUUAUGUUCAGACGACGACGCCCAGGACCUCCUGAGGGAAGGCCAGAUCUCUCUGCUGCAGCUCAGCACGGUGGAGGUGGCCACCCAGCUCUCCAUGAGGGCUUUUGAACUGUUCUGUGCCAUCGAGCCGACCGAGUACAUCGACGACCUGUUCAAGCGGCGCUCGAAGACGGGCUCGUUCAGCCUGAAGCGCUUCGAGGAGAAUCUCAAUCACGAGACCUUCUGGGUGGCCACGGAGGUGACGCAGGAGCCCAACCAGCUCAAACGCAUGAAGAACGUCAAACACUUCAUCAAGAUCGCCCUGCACUGCCGCGAGUGCAAGAACUUCAACUCCAUGUUCGCCAUCAUCAGUGGUCUGAACCUGGCUCCGGUCUCCAGACUGAGGGGGACGUGGGAGAAGCUACCGAGCAAGUAUGAGAAGCUGUUCGGGGACCUGCAGGACCUCUUCGAUCCUUCCAGAAACAUGGCCAAGUACAGGAAUCUGCUCAACAAUCAAAACCUCCAGCCGCCAAUCAUCCCCUUGUUCCCCGUCAUCAAGAAGGACCUCACCUUCCUACAUGAAGGCAAUGACUCUAAAGUGGACGGGCUGGUGAACUUCGAGAAGCUGAGGAUGAUCGCCAAAGAAAUCCGCCACGUUGGUCGCAUGGCGUCCGUCAACAUGGACCCGGCCCUCAUGUUCCGGACAAGCAGUUCUCUAAGUCAGGGUAGUGCCAACGCCGCGGUGCUGGACGUCACGCAGACGGGCGGGCACAAGAAGCGGGUGCGGCGCAGCUCCUUCCUGAACGCCAAAAAGCUUUACGAGGACGCCCAGAUGGCCCGGAAGGUCAAGCAGUACUUGUCCAACCUCAGCCUGGAGGUCAACGAGGAGAGUCUGCAGACGCUCUCCAUGCAGUGUGAACCCUCCAUCAGUACGCUGCCCAAGAACGCCGGUGGGAAACGACCAGACACGUCCCCGGUCGUGUCCAGAGCUGCCAGUCAACAGAGGGGGCAGCUGACCAAAGGAGGUCAGGCUCUCCAGGUCCCUGCCGUGGCACUUUACCCAUCCCGCAAGAAGGUCCCGGUCAAAGACCUGCCGCCUUUCGGCACCAGUUCGCCGCAAUCUCUGAAGAAGAUCCUGUCGCUGUCGGAGGAGGCGAGCGACCGACACCGGAGGCAGCCGGAGGACACGGUGUCCAACGCCUCCUCCCAGCUCUCCUCCCCCCCCACCUCCCCCCAGAGCUCGCCCAAGAAGGGUUACAACCGCAUGGGCGACGCCUACUCCGACUCUGGUCACAGUGAGAUCUCGUCCCGCUCCAGCCUCGUCAGUAACUCGUCCUUCGACAUGGCGCAGGACGAGAGGCGGCUCCGUCACUCCGGAGGCGUCGGGGACUCUCACAUCGUGGGAGCGCGGCUGGAACGGAGAGCCACCACUGACCCCGACCAGUACAGCCUGGGGUCAUAUUCCUCGAUGCAGGACUGUCGGGGGAUCUACGUCGGCUGCCCCACGGUGCUCUCCUCUCCCAGCUCAGAGGAGCUGACUCAGGAUCAGGGCGACCGCGUUUCACUCGACGCCGCCGACAGCGGCCGCGGCUCCUGGACUUCCUGCUCCUCCGGUUCCCACGACAACAUCCAAACGAUGCAGCAGGGCCGCAGCUGGGAGACCCUGGCCUUCGGCGGAGGCGGAGGUGGGAUCGUCGGGCUCCCUCCCGGCGGACCUGAGGCCUUCCUGGGAGGACCUGCAGCCCUGUGGGCGGCGCAGGCCAGGGGCAGCUGGGCGUCUGCCAGCUCCUCCUCUUCCUCCGCCGCGUACUGGGGGGAGGACUCCGAGGGCGACACGGGCACCAUCAAGAGGAGAGGAGGGAAGGACGUCAAUGCUGACCCGGAAACGAGUAGCAUCACAUCCACCGGGUCGGAGGAGGCCAAGCAGCUCGGCCGGCCGUCUCCAUCACCCAUCACCGCUGGGGGUAAAGGCCUCAUUUCACGUAAAGAGGGCCGGUACCGGGAGCCUCCCCCCACCCCCCCGGGCUACACGGCCCUGACCAUCAACGACCUGGCGGAGGGUCAGCACCCGGCUCCGUCGGUCCCCACGACCACGGCGAUCCACUCAGGCCGCCGCCCCCCCGACUACUCCACGGCUCUGCAGCGCUCGCGUAUGGUCACCCAGUCCCCCGACUCCCACCAGGCCCAGCAGGGGGCGAAGCAGCGGCUGGGCGGCCUCCACCGCACCUGCUCGCCGGCCGGGGACCACGAGCGCAAUGAGGAAGAGGAGGGUGAGUCCUUGUCUCCCAAACUAGUCGCUCUGAGGAAGCCAAAGCGAGUGGCACCGCACACACCUGGGACCCCCAGGCCAUGAGUGUGUGUUCGGGGGUUAACAGGCAGGGCCCCUCCCCCCCGAGGCAGAGGACGAGCAGGUGUCAGCGGUGUGAGGGACCACGGUGGACAUCGUCCUUCUUGCAGUAACUUGAAGUCCCCCCCCCCCCUGGUUCGGGGUGGGCAGGAUUACAGAGACAGACCAAGAGACUUCAUCAUCAGUUACAUACGUGCCUGCCUCCUCCACUCGGCUCCCCCCCCACCACCACCCCCCUCCCGAUCGGUGGACUCCUCUGCUCGUCUCCCUCCCCUGCCUUAAAGCAUCAUGGGGGGUUGAAUGACCCUGCAUGCAACAAACAAAUACUGUGAAGAAGAAGAGGAAGAGGAGGAGGAGGAGUGGAGAGAGAGAGAGAGAAGGUCAAAGACGAUGACCACAUGCCUGGCACUUUGAGAAAAAGACUAGAGAAUCAUGAACUGGCGUCGGGGGGGGGAGGUCGAACCUGGACGCACAAACAACACACACGGACCCACAAACAUGUCGCUGUUCGGAAACCCUGUUAACACAACAGCAUCACGACGUGUCGAGCUCCAUCUGCACUUUCUCAUUUUCUAGAACAAAACAGACUGAAGACGGAGAGAAACAGCGGUUGACUUGACUCUUCGUUUUUUUUCAACUUCCCUCUAGAUUUCUGUUGUUUUUUUUGUUUUUUUUCCGUUUGACUGAUUGCACUCUGGGGGAAAAGAGAGAGAGAGAUAGACAGAGAGAGAGAGAGAGAGAGAACCCAAGUCAGCCCAUCGUUUCUCUGCCUGGACUGAAAACCAACCCAUCUGUCGCUGAGUGUUUCGGACUCGGACAAAUCCAGUAUUAACUCGUGUUUCACAUGUGAACGUUUAUCAAGUGUUGGUUCAAGUGGAAGCUCAACGUGCACAGUGUACGGACACACACACACACACACACACACACACACACACAGACACACACACACAGAGGACAUGUUGUUGUACGGAAACACAAAGACAAAAAAGACGGUUUAUUACAGAUUUAGCACUUUCAGCACAAUCCCAGAUGUUCCCAGACACCAGGGUUAGAUCCUCCCGCCUCCGGCUCGUCCUGGUCACAUCGGGGUCUUCUCAUCAUCCUGUGGCUGUUACAUCCAGAGCGUGCGUCUCUGUCACUCGCCUGCUGGUGAUGUUUAAAACAAAAAAGCACAUAGGCGAUCGAGUGGCCGGCUGAAACCUGAGGGAACCGACUGUUUCUGCAAAAUCACAAAGGAGCAGCAGCAGCAGACGCCUGUUGACUGGUCCUGGUUUCUCGUGGGAGGUUUGGACGCUCGCAGGACUUUUCUCAUCACGUACGAAUCGCGGCUUGAGAGCGGUGGCCUCUUUAUAUUUGGUGGGAAAGGGAUCAAGCAGGGUAGUGAACAUCAGCAGCUGCCAACGUGUAAAUUGUGAGAGUAGCUCAACUUUUUACAAACCAAUCUUGUACAGAGUCUUAUGACACACACACAUUUCCUUUUUCAGAAUAAAAGUACCCACGAAUUGAGAUUAGGCUUCUUCUUUUUUUUUGUUUUUUUUCUCCCCCUCAACUUUUUUUGUGAAUGUCCAAAGCGCCUUACGAUGCCAUGAUUGCGUACAUUUCUUUAUACGUGCUCGUUCUUCGUCAUGAAUCACCUUGUUUCAGGAGCGACUCUUGAAUCAAGCAAUAGUGGAGUGAAAAUGCCUUAUUCAAGAAACUUCCCUGGACGUUUAAGACUCGGUACAAGAUGAAGUCGAGACAUUUUCUCUUUGUGUCACGUGGCUUCGAGACCAGUGUGUUACGGUGUGGAACAGAUCUCGUCCGCUGCUGUCGAUUCAUCUCAAGAAAAACAAAAAUCAAAAACCCCUCUCACCUGUUACAGACAUCAGCUCCGUGGACGCUGUGUUCCUCCUCCGGCCUCCCGUCGGAUCACGCCACCAGUGGAAGUGGCUGAAUUGUGUUUUUUUUGUUGUUGUUUUCUUGGGGACUCCGGUGCGGAAGCUGACAAAUGAAGAAUUCCCUUUUUUAUUUUUUAUUUCCCAAGGCUGCCAAUCAGAACGAUCAGAUUUCUUUUUUUCUUCUUCUAUCACUGAUUCGCACUGAUCACAUUGAUCAGUCUUGGAAACGACAGACUGAGAAAAAAAUAAGAUGAAUGAGUGCAGUGUGUGUUUUUCCCCCCCCCACUGCGUUCGGUGAUUACAUGCGAAUCAUUUCCGGGAGCGGGGGGGUUCCUUUUUUUGUUUAUUGUAAUAUUAUAAUUUUAUUUUUUUUUGUAAUGGCUGCAGAUAGAUUGUUAAUAAUUUGUUUGUAUUACAGUGGUGACAUGCAUCAUUCACUUUCAUUCAACUCUGAAGAUAAUGUGCAUAUUAGCGGGCCGAGUCCUAUUUCGAAAAACAAAAAGUUGCACAAAAAUGUACAAGCGUAAAGAUAAAAAGUGUAGUGGGUAGAUCUGCUACUCCGUUUGAUGUGUGAUGUCAGUGAGAAAUGUACAUUUAGCUGGUGAUGACCUUCUGUUCUUCAUUCUUUCUCGUACUACUCUGACCUGCGUAUGUCUUUUAAAAAGACAAUCGGUGGAGUACGUAUCGGUUGUUUUUGUAUUUUUAAUACAAUAAUUGUAAAUAUUGGUUAUAUUUUUGUUCAAAUGUACUAUGUUUAUGCCUCAACAUCCAGUUUAUAUGAAGCUGGGAAUCAAUAAAUACUGCAUAAAGAAUCAACACCUAGGUUUAAAUGCACUUAUUCAUUUCUUUCUGCAUUUUGAUGUCUUUUUCUUUUCUAAAUUGUUUUUCCUUGAGAGUUUUUUUUUUUCUUUCUUUCUUUCUUUUUCUCCCAGAUACCGUCUAGUGUUUGCACAAGUCAUGGAAGCAACUUGAAAAGUGUAACCCUCAUACUUUUCUAUCUGACCCCGCAGUGUGUCAGAAUUAAUAAAAAAGAGAUAUUGAA